Molecule: messenger RNA, 1667 nt
Organism: Oxyura jamaicensis (ruddy duck)
Lineage: Eukaryota; Metazoa; Chordata; Aves; Anseriformes; Anatidae
Gene: PTX4
Product: pentraxin 4
Exons: 4
Coding region: 106-1377 (423 amino acids)
Source: RefSeq, a predicted model, not a curated record
CACCGCCUGCGAAUCUCAUCACGGCAGAGGCUGCCCCAGGGAGCAGCGCGGGGGCCAGGUCUGGGGCCGGCCGUGCCGUGUGGGCAGACGGCGUCCGGCAGCGGCAUGGCGGGGACGGUGCUGCUGCCCCUCUGCCUGCUCCUGCUCCUCCAGGGUGGCCUGCCCGAGGCACCGGGACCCGCGGCCCGCACUGGCCCCGUGCUCCAGCGGCUGCGGAUGCUGGAGGAGCAGUUUCGCCGUUUCCGGGAGGUGACGCUGAGCCAUCUCCAGAGCAUCGCCAGGAACUACAACAUCUCCUACAACAUCGACAGGCGGUUUCAGGUGCUGGCAGAGCAGGCGGAGGCGGCCGACGCGGCCCGGGCUGUCCUGGGUGCCGAGCUGUCCCGCCUGGCUGCUGCUGGCCGGCGGCUGCACCGCAGGGUGAAGCGGCUGGAAGGGACGGUGGGUGCCCUGACCCCCCGGCACCGCCUGCUCGCUCGCCCUGAGGCUGGUGCUGAGCCACACAGCCUGUGGGACACAGUCCGCAGCCAGCAUGAGCCACGGGGCCCCGCACCCCCCAGCACUGCCAGCCCUCGGCCCCUGAAGGUGAAACAGCGGCUGCGGGAGGAAGGGCACCGGCUGCUGGUGGAGACUGGGACCACUGGGAUGCCCAUGCAGGACGCGGAGCCCCUUCGUGACGCCCAGGCUGUCACAGCGCCGCUGUCUGCCACGGCCACAGGCCCCCAGGAGCAGCCAGGGACAGCCUGCAACGUGGGCUCCGUGCUGCUCUUCCCCAGUGCCUCUGUUGGCAACGCGGCCGUCCUGCGGCCAGGGCUGCGCGCGGGGCUGUGGGCGCUGUCGCUCUGCACCUGGGUGCUCACCCCAGCCCCCCGCCUCGGCACCGUCCUGAACUACGCCAGCGAGGAUGGGGACAGCGAGCUGGCCGUGCACGGCCAGGACGGGGACCCUGGAUCCGCGCGUUUCGUCAUCGGGGACACGGCGUUCCGGGAGCUCCCAGUGACACCGCUCCUGGAUGGCAAAUGGCACCACCUCUGCCUCAUCUGGUCCUCCGGCCGGGGCCAGUACCGCUUCUACGUGGACAGGAGGCUGCUGGCCGCCGGCUCUGGCUUCCAGCGGGGCUAUGAGAUUCCCGCGGGUGGCUCACUGGUGCUAGGCCAGCUGCAGGGCCACGUCAGGGCGGGAUUCAGCCCCACGGGAGCCUUUGUGGGCCGGCUGGCUGGCUUGGCCGUCUGGAGCCGGGCUCUCGUGCCCGGGGAGGUGGCCAGCAUGGCAACUGGCCAGGGGCUGCCCCGCAGGCCCCUCCUGACGCUGGCCAAUGCCACCCUGCAGGGCGAGGUGCAGAGGGUGGCGUGCCCCUGCCUCGAGCACUGCCCGUGACGAGCCCGGCAGCUCCCUGGGUGCUGGAACACCAGGCAGUGGGCUGUCUUGUGGCCAGGACGCCGCUGGUGGGUUGUUGUAUCCCCUGGGAAGUUGCAGGCUGGCUGGAGGUGCUGGGGGCACCAGGCAGAGGUACCCCCGCACCCCUUCCCUCCCUGCUCGCUGCCUGCAGAGCUGCUGCCCCGGCCAGGGCACGCCGCCAGCUCCCGGGGACGGCGCGUGCUGAGGCAGGGCACAGGAGCUGGGCAGCCAGGGUUCAGCGGGGAAGCGCAAUCCAGUCUUCGGGGGUC